AAAUAAUGUAUUCCCUACAUAAAGUAAUGUUUACAAGCGUGUUGUGGCUGGUGCUGGAGGCGGUGUGUGAAGGCCUGCGUCAGAAGGUAGAGUUCCUGCACAACACAUGGGGCGCUGCCUUCAGGAGGCUGAUCUACCUGGAGCCUCGACCCUGGCUCACCAGGAGCGUCUGGUCGCGUGUGCCUCUAGUGGGCACUCUCCCCCACCUAUACGAGCUCUCCUGCAGGUGGUGGCAACUGGUGGGCGGCGCCUGGCCACCGGCAGAGGCCUCCUGCGGCUACGGUGUCGUCAAAUUUGCGUUGGCGCUCGUCGGAGCCCUCCUAGUGGCUUGGGCCAUCGGGUCUUUAUUCUCUAAGAGGGACGUGGUCGAGGAGGAGGAAGACGAGGACGACUUCCUGCAGGCCAUGUGGAACAUCUUCUGCAGGACGCUGGUGGCCUAUUUGGUGUCUGACGCGUGCAAAAUGAGCUCCUCCAGGAAGCGGUUAGUCCUGAUGGCCUGGUAUUGCUCCAGUGCCUGCUUGAGGCUGGUCAGGAACGUAAUUCAGUGGCGCCGUAGGCUUGUGUCCAGGGCUUCCUUCGUCACCAGCGUGUUGGUGUCGCGCCUGCAGGGCCUAUUCCAGGUGGGGGACACGGAGCUGAGCGCGGAGCUGAGCCCGGAGCUGAGCACGAGGCUUCAGUACCGGAUGUUCGGUGGAUGUCAUUCGGCGGACGAUAAAAAGCCAAAGAAGAAGAAAACGCUAUGCCAGAAAAUCAGAGCCGUGCUGAGAGGCUUUUGCAGGUGGGUCGAAAAGGUAAUUUUUGCAAUAAUAUUGACAAUAUUUUUAAUCCUAUUAAUAAUUCCUAUAGCGGUAAUCGGCCUGGUUUUCGUGCCUUUGUUCGCACUCGGUUACAUCGUGAGUCCAGUAACAGGUAUUUUCACGGCUCUUGUUACCGUUCUCUUAAUAUUAUGUGUCUUUGUAGUUGCUGUGGUCCUAUUCCCGCUCUUCUUCAUCGUUUCACUGUUGUUCCAACAUCUCUACCCAGCCGACCAACCGACCUGCACAACUGAAGGUCGACCUGCACAACUUUCUACCAGUUCCGUAGCAACUUGCUGAACACGACCUGGACGGUUUACUGUUGUUAGGUGCUGGAGCGGCCAGCUGCUGGAGCGGCCAGGUGCUGGAGCGGCCAGGUGCUGGAGCGGCCAGGUGCUGGAGCGAACCCCGAGUGCUGGAGCGAACCCCGAGUGUUGGAGAGAACCCCGAGUGCUGGAGCGAACCCCGAGUGCUGGAGCGAACCCCGAGUGCUGAAGCGAACCCCCGAGUACUGAAGCGAACCCCGAGUGCUGAAGCGAACCCCGAGUGCUGAAGCGAACCCCGAGUGCUGAAGCGAACCCCGAGUGCUGAAGCGAACUCCGAGUGCUGGAGCGUCUGGGUGUACUUGUUGGGGUUGCCUCUAAACUGUCAAUAAAUCAACUUGUUUUUUUUCACACACACCCAGUGGCCACCUAAUACUACGAAUCCCGAGCGCUGUCCACUCAGCCGUCAGGCCCCGUGUGGGAAGCAGGCGGUUGUGGGAGCCUCGCCACACAUAAGCUCAAAACAUCGCCACUGAAGAUGUGAGGUUAUAUGACAGUGGCCUGCAGUCACCAGGCUCAAACCCACCGCUGCCACCAUUACUUGAAGAACACAAACAACUCAGUGUGAGGUUAUCUGAGUCUCACACCACCUCCCACAUUUUGGUUCUUUACACCCAAAGCUGCACAUUUAUUUUUUU
Procambarus clarkii (red swamp crayfish) is the source of this 1755-nucleotide messenger RNA. The record is from RefSeq and is a predicted model, not a curated record. NCBI's taxonomy places the organism in Eukaryota, Metazoa, Arthropoda, Malacostraca, Decapoda, Cambaridae.